AUGGACUGGAGCGAACCCGACAUGUAUAGGGCCUUCAGAUAUUACUCCAAUGUCCCUUCAGACGCGAGCCCUAUCAUCCACACAGAUUGAGCUGACAUGGUCCGUCGAUACCUAUGCAGACCAGGUCCAGCAUUAUUUAGUUUCCGUACAACAACGAGGAACCACCAACGUUACCACCUUCGCUGUUCGCAGUUCAUCUAUCACAGUACAGAACCUCCUCCCCUACACGUACUACGAGUUCUGGGUCGUCGCCGACAUCGGGGACUUCCAGAGUAACAGAAGUGAGAUUGUUAGUCAGAGAACACAGCCAGGAGAACCUCCAGCGCCUGAAAAGCCGGUGUUGCAGGAUCAAACGAAAGUAAGCCCCACAACUUUCCCACUAGAGGUCAAACCGACAUCUGAGAGAAACGGACCAAUAGGAUGUUACCACGUGGUUGUGGUGAAGAGCAGCAGUACAGAUAACCUACCAGACCCGGAGAUGCUACAGACAUACAAGACGCUAGAGGAAGCAAAGAACACUGGAAAUGAUAACAUUGCGUACAUUGCCAUGGCUCUGACACCGGACAAAGUAGGUGACUCCACCACAGUGACUGUAGGAGAUGGAGCAGUGACCAGUUGUAACCCUGAUCAGGCCGGCCGGAAGAGGCGUGCUCUGACAUCUGAUGACGUGUAUAACCAGGAGUACACCAACUCCCCGCUGGAGCCGGACUCAUCCUACACCACGUCUGUCAGGGCGUAUGGACAGGAUGAUGGAGGACAGAUGAAGAUGUUGAAAUAG
Messenger RNA from Branchiostoma belcheri (Belcher's lancelet), 778 nucleotides. RefSeq lists its product as uncharacterized. NCBI's taxonomy places the organism in Eukaryota, Metazoa, Chordata, Leptocardii, Amphioxiformes, Branchiostomatidae. The transcript has 6 exons. The record is from RefSeq and is a predicted model, not a curated record. Bases 50 to 778 code for a protein of 242 amino acids. Gene Ontology annotation, molecular function: protein binding.